GCACGACACAAUCACAUAGGCUACAAACAGUCCUGAAUUACUUUAACAAAUAUUGAUUUUCUUCUGGCUGUGUUCACAUAGCCUAUAUAAAACAAAACUUUCUUAUUCAAACGUGGAACACACCAAAACAUAUGUGUAUAGAGUUGCAAAUGAUUUUGAGAUGUUAACAUCAUGUGGAACCGUGACUUUAGCUACGCUGUUGCUUGGUUUUAUUCAGUCUAUGGUUUUACUACGAGAUAUACCAUCGACCCAUUUUGCUUGCCGUAAGAUGCUCAACUAGAUCGAUUUUAUGAAUUAUUUAUUAAUUAUUAUUAUUAUUGAAGGAUUGUUUUCGUGGCUAGUAGUAUGGAUUCACCUCAACGCUUGGGUCCAGGGGUAACCUCCUAGCUAUAACAUUGGACUCUGUAAGACCAUGUUAAAAUACCAGUUUGUAUACUCAGAUAGGCGUGCAUGUAUCUUGUUAAGUGUGGUUGCAUUACAAUUCCUGGUAUAUGAUAUUAUCUUGCCGGCGUAUAUUAUUAUUGGUUCAAAUGUUAUUUUAAUUUUCUCUACUUGGACCUAGCUCGCAACUGAGACAAGGAGACAAGCACCCUGCUGCUGCUAGUCAGUUGUAGACUACGUAUUUGGCAUUCAUCUCAGUAACCAAUCAAAAUCCAUGUGCCGGGACUUUCAACCAAUCUGCUGUGUGGUAGAUUUUUAAAUAACCAGGAAGUAAGAUAAUCUGUGGAGUGUGUGGAGCACCAGAAAGAACAACGUUAUUAAGGCAGGGUGAAUAUUUGAGAAAUUUUAAGAACAGCGGACAAAUUAUAAAUUCAGAGUAACGUAAAACCCCAAGUUAGGUGAUUUAAGUAGGUUAUUUCUAGAAACCAGGCAACAUUUAACACACCAGAAUGGCGAGAGGGAAGAAAAAACAACUCGCAGUCAGUAAACCUGAAGACACCCGUAAAGUCGUGAAAGGAACCAAAGAAAACAAACCAGAAACCAAUGAGACUCCUGUGUGUCACGGUCAAACUACUAUGCACAGUUUCCUCAGCCCAAAAAAGACGCGGUCUCCUCUCCGCCAGAGUCCUCUCACCUUGCUACAUGAAGAGAAUUCCACUUCAGCCUCUAUUGCUCCAAAGGACGGCGUUAAACAGGGAGAAGCGAGACAGAAUCUGAGCCAUCCCAACACUACAGUCACACUAGAGGCAACAAGCUUUCCCGUUGCAGAUGAAGACAAAUCACCUGAUGCACCAUCUCUGCCCACACAAAAGAACAAGAGCAACAUCACUAGGACUAACAUGAAAAAACCAGAGAGAAGUGAUUCCCAGCGGAACACAAAGGUCACAGACUAUUACCCCAUCAGGAGGAGUUCCAGGAAGAGCAAGACUGAGCUAAAGAGUGAAGAACAGCAGCACAUAGAAGAACUGAUAAAGAACAAUGUGGAGGAAGGACUGGAGGUCAGGCACCUGGAAGGAAAGGGGCGAGGUGUGUUUGCCUGCAAAGAUUUUCGAAAGGGUCAGUUUGUGGUUGAGUAUCAUGGAGACCUUGUGGAGAUGGUGGAGGCCAAGAGGAGAGAGGUGAUGUACGCACAGGACCCCACCACUGGGUGCUAUAUGUACUACUUCCAGUUCCUCAGCAAAACCUAUUGUGUUGAUGCUACGAUGGAGACUGACCGUCUAGGUCGCCUGAUUAACCACAGCAAGAGUGGCAACUGCCAAACCAAACUCCACAGCAUCGGAGGCACCCCACAUCUCAUCCUGGUGGCAUCGCGGGACAUCCGGUCAGGAGAGGAGCUGCUGUAUGAUUACGGGGACCGCAGUCGAGAGGCAAUUGCAGCCCACCCCUGGCUCAAGCAGUGACCCUGCCCUUAACCUAAACAUUGCCUCAAUCCUCUGGGUGCAUCAACAUCUUCUCCAAGGAGGCAAUUAAGAACUGGCUUGCCUUUUCCUGAUCUUUCACCCAAACAAGGUGGCUUCCUCACUGGUAGGUUCCUAAACAAGACCCAAUCCGUUCAGGAGGAAGAGAAGUUGAAAGGACAAACGACACUGGUGAAUAGUAGCAGUGAAUGUCAAAUUCACACUUUAUCUUAAGCCCUUGUUUGGAGGCAAAAAGGUAUGAUUUUAUAGUUUUAUAAUUUGUCAGUGAUGAUUGAAUUGUACAGUGGGUUGGUUGCACACUGUUCCUUCUGGAUGGGGAGAACUUACAUGGGCAGUGGAUGGCUUUACAGGUAACCUAGUCACCACACGCCAUAUAGUAGUUCUAAAGAACUAACUGACUACUACUAGGUCAAUUGAAAACAUGACUCCUUAUGCUCAUUCUUUUUUUUUUUUUUUUUUUUUUAAAGUGUCUGUGUGUGGGCUGUGUUCAAUUGUACAUACUGGCUUUUUUUUAAUCUAAAGACUUUUAUAUGAAAAAAGUGAUAUUUUGUAGUGUAUGAGCAGAGUUGCAGCAAGAGAAUCUUUGAAUCUUUUUUCCUCCCCUCCAGCAGUAGCUCAGUUGUGAUGUUCUAUGAAAUAAUUGCCCAUCUCUGACAGAGGGCAUGAGAAAGUGCUCUUUUAAAAGUUUAUUUUUAACAACAAAUGACACAAACAUUAGUGUUUUCUUAAAACUAGGGGUUUGUACAAAUUGUAUAGGAAAUGUUACAGCUAAACAGAGCUCUCAUACUGUUAAACAACCCUAUUACUAAAGCUUGAAAAACACCAUUUUCUUAUUUUAUGUAAAUAGUAUCACACAGUGAAUACAGUGUAACUAUUUGUUGCUGUCAAUAAAAUACAACUGUAUAGAA
Messenger RNA from Alosa alosa (allis shad), 2767 nucleotides. It is a transcript of the gene kmt5ab, whose product is annotated as lysine methyltransferase 5Ab. Gene Ontology annotation, molecular function: protein binding; histone H4K20 methyltransferase activity. The record is from RefSeq and is a predicted model, not a curated record. The transcript has 8 exons. Bases 891 to 1841 code for a protein of 316 amino acids. NCBI's taxonomy places the organism in Eukaryota, Metazoa, Chordata, Actinopteri, Clupeiformes, Clupeidae.